UUAUCCGCCAUAUUAUUGUUUGUAGCAUUUUAAGUUGUGUUUUAAAGUUAAAUAAAGCCUAAAGAAUGGUAAAUUUCAACACACUUGUCGACGACGCAUGCUCUAUCAAAGACAAGGUGGAGGUGUUUUGCGAAGGCGAUUUGAUCUGGGAUGCCAUGUUGAACCAGACCAACGUCGAGAAUAACAAAAACAAAUAUUAUCAGAUGCAAUUACUUAAAGAUAUAUCGAGUGACAGAUAUCAUGUAUGGUUUAAAUGGGGAAGAGUCGGUUAUUCAGGACAAAACAGCUUGACAAGUUUUGAUGGAAACCUCGAGGAGGCUAAGAAGGCUUUCGAAAGGAAAUUUUAUGAAAAGACGAAAAAUAAGUGGGAAGAUAAGGAAUCUUUCGAGAAAUUUCCUGGAAAAUACAACUUGAUAAUCGUUGACUACAAUGCUGAGGACAAGGAUGAAACAGACGCGCCAAUAUUGUGUGAACAAAAACCAAAAGUUGAAAAGAUUGAAAGCAAGUUGGACACACAAUUACAGACAUUGAUUGAAUUGAUAUGUAACGUAAAAACUAUGGAAGAAACUGUUAAAGAGAUGAAAUAUGACACUAAUAUAGCACCACUUGGAAAGUUAACGAAAGAACAAAUAAAAGCCGGUUAUUCCUCUCUCAAGUUGAUAGAUGAAUGCAUUUCAAAAGGUGACUUAGGAUCAACGCUCGUCGAGGCCUGCAAUGAAUUCUAUACAAAAAUUCCGCAUUGCUUUGGAAUGAGACAACCGCCAAUGAUAAAGACAAAAGAAGAAGUGAAGUUAAAAGUCCAACUUCUAGAAACUUUGGGCAACAUUGAGAUUGCGAUGACGGUUCUUAAAGAAGAGCUUGAUGAAAAUCCAAUCGAUAGUCAUUACAAAGCUCUUAAUUGUCAACUCUCUCCUCUGGAUAAAACCAACACAGACUUUCAGAUGAUAGAGAAGUUUGUACAAAACACGCAUGCAAAGACUCACUGUCAUUAUUCUCUCACUAUUGAAGAUGUUUUUGAGAUUCAUCAUCCUACUCAUUCAAACUUCAUUGACCACGGAAACAGAAAACUUCUCUGGCAUGGUUCGCGUUUGACAAACUGGGUAGGCAUAUUAAAACAGGGUUUACGUAUAGCGCCACCGGAAGCACCGGUCACUGGAUACAUGUUUGGCAAAGGCGUUUACUUCGCUGACAUGUGUUCAAAAAGUGCAAACUAUUGUUUCACGAACCGUAGACAAAAUACGGGAAUUUUGCUCCUGAGCGAGGUUUCUCUUGGGAAGACCAAUGAUUUGUUAAGUGCCGACUAUGACGCGGAGAAACUGCCUGAAGGCUUUCAUAGUGUUAAAGGAUGCGGGAACAUUGCCCCUGAUCCAAAAGAAGACCUGGAGUUAGCUACCGGAACAGUCGUUCCUUUGGGUAAAGAGACGGAGACUGGUAUAAAAAAUCCAAAUGGCUACACAUUAAACUAUAACGAGUAUAUUGUUUACAAUACGAACCAGAUCAAGAUGAAGUACCUUGUCAAGUGUAAAUUCAACUAUAAAUAAAGUUAUAUGUUUGUAAAUGAUGAUCGUCCAGGUUAAUAAAGUCCUGAGAAGGACUGUUUUUGAGUGUUCAUUAUCAAAGCUGUUAAACUAAAAUUUAGAAAUCUUCUUUUUCGUUCAUAUAUAAAAAAAUAAAGUGAUUUGUUUUUAUAUCAA
Messenger RNA from Xenia sp. Carnegie-2017, 1694 nucleotides. Its product is annotated as poly [ADP-ribose] polymerase 2-like. Bases 66 to 1541 code for a protein of 491 amino acids. The record is from RefSeq and is a predicted model, not a curated record. The transcript has 17 exons. Gene Ontology annotation, molecular function: NAD+ poly-ADP-ribosyltransferase activity. Lineage: Eukaryota; Metazoa; Cnidaria; Anthozoa; Malacalcyonacea; Xeniidae.